AUGGCGACCAUCACCGCCUCGCCACCUACAAUGUCACCGCCAUUAGCGGCAGCGACGCCCACCCCUUCCUCUCUGCCUCCGCUGAUCACGACGACACCCAGGCCGCGGCGGCCGAGUUCUCAGAGGCCGAAUUCCUAUGUCGACAGACGGAUGUCGUCCUUCUCCACCAACUCAAAGGCGUCACAUCCGCCCGCAUCGCGACCCGCCUCUCACGUCUAUCCCGAGUUUCACUCGAGCCUGUCUUACACUCUUGUGCGCGAUUUUGCCUAUUUGCCCACCCAUCCUCUACAUUACGGGCCGUCUCCGGACCAGUCGGGCCUGUCGACGCCUGUCAGCGAGUCAAGACGAUCCUCGGAUCCUGCGAUCUCAUCCUGGGACGAUUCGAGGGUGAACUGGUCGGCGACGCCUCCCUGGAUAUCUGAAACAAGGACGGGCUCAUGGGGUCGUGAUCGCCUCCCAGCAAUGACAUUUCGGGAUGGAGGGCCGCCGUACAGUGAAGAUGAAGAUAUUCAUUCCCCCAUUGUGACCACGAACCGGCAUAAAAAACACAAAUCCAAUGAGCGGGGAAGGUCACCGGGGGAUGCAGCUCCAAAUCGUGGCACUUUCCUCUCCGCCGGCAUUCAUCAAGACGACGGUGAUGGACCGGGCGAGGCGGUGGAUACGUACGAUAAUCAUGCGCUGCUUUUCCCGCCGCAGUCUGAUAAUGGGAACCUGAAUUCCACAGGUCCGAUGCAGGCAUCCUACAACACAGAGGAGCCGUUUUCAGAAGGAGAUUACUCGGAAGCAGACGAUGACACUCGAUUUUCCAAAGACUAUUCCUUCACGAUUGCCAGUCCCGACGAGGAGAUGCACGGCAAGGCUGUUGCACUGUUCGACUUCGAGAGCGAGCACCCGAACGAAUUACCUCUGAAAGAAGGACAGAUCAUUCUGGUGUCGUAUCGGCACGGCCAAGGCUGGCUGGUGGCCGAAGACCCCAGGACCGGCGAGAGCGGACUUGUUCCCGAAGAGUUUGUGCGUCUGGUGAGGGACAUCGAGGGCGGUCUUCACGGCUUGAACUCGGUGUCCCUGGACGAAGGGAAUAAUAUGGACAUCACCAGCCCCGCCUCCACCGACCAGAGUUCGCUGAACACGCCCGUGCCAACCAACGAGCCGCCUCUACAAAACGGCAUCAAACCCAGCAACGGCGGCGGCGGCGGCGGUGGCGGCGCUUCGGCCGAGAAACACGAGAAACACCCAUCCGUCCAAUCCAGUUUCAGCACCAGCAGCCGCGAUUUCAGCCCGUUCCCUAUACCAGCGAAACCCGAAGAUGUCACUGGCGGAACGACACCAACCCGGGACAAGGAAAGUUCGAAUUCCCGCCCAGACGCAGGGACGAGCUGA
Messenger RNA from Capronia coronata CBS 617.96, 1380 nucleotides. RefSeq lists its product as uncharacterized. Gene Ontology annotation, molecular function: protein binding. The coding region runs from base 1 to 1380 and encodes 459 amino acids. NCBI's taxonomy places the organism in Eukaryota, Fungi, Ascomycota, Eurotiomycetes, Chaetothyriales, Herpotrichiellaceae. The transcript has a single exon. The record is from RefSeq and is a predicted model, not a curated record.